GACGCCCUACGGUCGUAAUGAACAACCGUUUACUAUUGAUGCCAUAACGGGAGUAAUCACGGUGAAACAACAGUUAGAUUUUGAGAACAGAACCUUCUACAAAUUACUGGUGAAUGCAACGGACGGGGGUGGACUUUCAAGCCAGUCCGAGUUGGUCAUCACGGUAACCGAUGUCCCAGACUCACCACCAAUCUUUGAUAGACUCUACUACAUGGAACAGGUGCCAGAAGAUGCGUCCAUUGGAAGGAUCAUUACAACGGUAACGGCUCACGAUGGAGAUCUUGGAAUAUCCAACCCAGUCACCGUGUCCAUGGAACAAAAAGGAGUAUGCUCCACCCUGUUUGCUAUCGACAAGUCAAGCGGAACCCUCACAGUGGCGCGCUCACUAAACCGAGAAAGAAAUAAUCUUAAUAACGGAAAUGGAGCUUGCAAUAUUACAAUCAAGGCAACAGAACACAGCGAACAAGGAUCUCAAUUUGGUGACUUAACAUCAACGACCUUCGUCAUCGUUUUAAUCACGGACGUCAACGAUCACCACCCGACGUUUAACGUGGCAACAUUCACGGGGGAGGUACUGAGAACAGCUCGAGUGGGCAUGCCCGUCGUGGUGGCGGAGCCAAUCAUUGUGGAAGACAAAGAUAUGGGUAUUAACGGUGCUAUGGAGUUUUACUUGGAAACUGUGAACGGAACACACGAUGCCACGUUUGAUGUUAUACCGAAAAUGGCGUUUUCUUACGCCCAGCUCUAUUUGAAAGUUUUGAAUUCUACCGCUCUGAGAAAUUACAAACAUGAACGGAUUUCACUUGGGGUGGUAGCUCGUGAGAGCAAAACCCAGCGGAGACAUUCCAAUAUGGUGACAGUCCACAUCAAGAUCAGAAACCAGAUUACAGAUAUCUGCAGCCACGUGCAUAGCUAAUUAAUUUAUUGUAAAUUUGUUGUCUGACAUCAUCACGUUACUUUUAAAACCAAUUUUGAAUUUCAAAUGUCUGCAGCUAGGUUACUAUUGUCUUCGUGUUCCAUAUCUGAUGAUCAUAAGGUACUUAUUGAUUAUUUAAAGACACGCCAGCACAAAUAAGCUAUAUACUUAAUGCUGAAGUUAAAUGCAUCACAGCAGCACACAAUACAAUACAAUACAAUACAAUACAAUACAAUACAAUCUUUACUGCAACAAUUGUAUGAGUACAGUGGUUAAGGGGACAGACACAAUAGGCCUAAACUUUAUGUACAAUGUCUUUGUCUUUUAUUGCCUACCAGAAUACAUUCAGUUAUGCAAAAUCAGUUAAACGUAUUAUUAUUUCUUCCCAUAUACGUUUUAAAAUUACAUAUCUGAGUGGUGUGUUUUGAAUGGAAUUAAUUAAUGCUUAACCUGCUAUGAAAGUCCAGUCCCUAUAAUUGUGUUCCGAUAUGCCGGUCAUAGGCGGGUCUAACUCCGUAUGCCUUUAUUUCGUCUUAUUAUACAAUUAACACAGUGUAAGAUUUCCUUGUAUAGUUUUACCGGAAUAUUAAAUGAAUAACAGAAGUCGCAA
This is a messenger RNA of Gigantopelta aegis, 1526 nucleotides long. RefSeq names its product protocadherin-16-like. Gene Ontology annotation, molecular function: cell adhesion molecule binding; calcium ion binding. Gene Ontology annotation, cellular component: plasma membrane. NCBI's taxonomy places the organism in Eukaryota, Metazoa, Mollusca, Gastropoda, Neomphalida, Peltospiridae. Gene Ontology annotation, biological process: homophilic cell-cell adhesion. The record is from RefSeq and is a predicted model, not a curated record. Bases 212 to 916 code for a protein of 234 amino acids. The transcript has 7 exons.